GGUGGGCAGAGGAUCAUUUUAAAGGCAUGAAGCUGCGGAACAUAAAGUGUGUGUGUCCCACAGCGGAAAAGAAGCCAGUUACAAUUAUGGGUGGAAUGACUUUACCCGCAUGGUUUAAUGUUUUACCACCACUCAUGGGAGAAGAUGAGCAAGGGCUGAGGGAUGCGUCAGAAUUUUUGAAUAAAAUAAUAGAGGAUGAGGAAAAGGCGGGAAUUCCAGCAAGCCGGAUUAUGAUUGGUGGAUACUCACAGGGCGGGGCUUUGGCUCUGUACUACGCCUUGUCAACCAACAAAAAACUGGCUGGAGUAGUGGCUUACGCCACCUAUCUGCCCCUAAUCUGGAAGUUAGAUCAGGCGUAUAGGAACAUUAACAUAAAGGACAUGGCGAUAUUCCACGGACAUGGAACACUAGACUUACUGGUUCCAUUCUCAACAGGUGAAGGAGUGUCGAAAGUACUGGCUCCGAGGUGUAACAAAUACACCUUCCACCGCUACGACGUCGAUCACUUCAUAAUUAGUCCGCAGAUACUGGCAGACAUCAAGAAAUUCUUCCAGACACAUCUAUCUUAGCGACACCUACAGGAAGCACGUGGUUCUCGGUGGACACCCCCCCCCCCUCCCCUUCCCAACUGAUGUCCUCUCUCUAUGGAGCUCUCCAUAACUCACAUCCUCAUGACUUUUAAAACUUUUCUGUGUUUAA
Ostrea edulis (European flat oyster) is the source of this 699-nucleotide messenger RNA. Its product is annotated as acyl-protein thioesterase 2-like. Bases 27 to 569 code for a protein of 180 amino acids. The transcript is spliced from 6 exons. NCBI's taxonomy places the organism in Eukaryota, Metazoa, Mollusca, Bivalvia, Ostreida, Ostreidae. Gene Ontology annotation, biological process: protein depalmitoylation. The record is from RefSeq and is a predicted model, not a curated record. Gene Ontology annotation, molecular function: carboxylic ester hydrolase activity; palmitoyl-(protein) hydrolase activity. Gene Ontology annotation, cellular component: cytoplasm.